Messenger RNA from Cygnus olor (mute swan), 4819 nucleotides. It is a transcript of the gene ZBTB48, whose product is annotated as zinc finger and BTB domain containing 48. Lineage: Eukaryota; Metazoa; Chordata; Aves; Anseriformes; Anatidae. The record is from RefSeq and is a predicted model, not a curated record. Gene Ontology annotation, molecular function: DNA-binding transcription factor activity, RNA polymerase II-specific; protein binding; RNA polymerase II cis-regulatory region sequence-specific DNA binding. Gene Ontology annotation, cellular component: nucleus. The coding region runs from base 6 to 1931 and encodes 641 amino acids. Gene Ontology annotation, biological process: regulation of transcription by RNA polymerase II. The transcript is spliced from 9 exons.
CGGCCAUGGCGGGCGCGGCGGCGGCGCACAGCGUGCGGGUGCUGCGCGAGCUGAACCGGCAGCGCGCCGCGGGGCAGUUCUGCGACGCCACGCUGGGCGUGGGCGGCCGCCAGUUCCGCGCGCACUGGCCGGUGCUCGCCAGCUGCUCGCGCUUCUUCCGCGGCGUGGGCGGCGGCGGCGGCGCGGGGCCGGUGCCGCUGCCCGAGGGCCUGGCCGACACCUUCCAGCUGCUGCUCGACUUCUUCUACACCGGCCGCCUGGCGCUCACGGCGCACAACCGCGCGCGCCUGCUGGCGGCCGCCGAGCAGCUGGGCGUGCCCGACGCCGUGGCGCUGUGCCGGGCCUUCCGCCCCGCCGCCGACCGGCACCGGCCCCGCCGCGCCCCCGGCGCCGCCCCGCGACGAGCGGACGGCGCGGCCGCGGCGCCCCCCGAGCCCGGCGGCGAGGCGGUGCGCGAGGGGGCCGCGGGGAGCGGGGCGGCCGCGGGAGGCGCCCUGACCGCCGCCGUUCCCCCGCAGGCCUCCCCCGCGGCGGCGGCGGCGGCGGCGGGCGGCGGGCAGGGGCGCGGCGGCGGCGAGGCGCUCCCCGGGAGGAAGGCCCCGCGCGGCAAGAAGAAACCCCCCGCGGGGGCGGCGGCGGCGGCGGUGCCCGAGGCGGGGCUGGCGGGGAGCGGGAAGGGCACCGCGGCGCCGGCCGAGUGCCCCACGUGCCACAAAACGUUCCUCAGCAAAUACUACCUGAAGGUGCACAACAGGAAACACACUGGAGAGAAGCCCUUUGAGUGUUCCAAGUGUGGUAAAUGUUAUUUCAGAAAAGAAAAUCUCCUAGAACACGAAGCCAGAAACUGCAUGAACCGAUCUGAGCAGGUUUUCACGUGCUCGGUCUGCCAAGAGGUAUUCAAGAGGCGGAUGGAGCUGCGGCUGCACAUGGUGUCGCACACCGGGGAGAUGCCCUAUAAGUGCUCCUCCUGUGCGCAGCAGUUCAUGCAGAAGAAGGACCUGCAGAGCCACAUGAUAAAGUUGCAUGGCGCCCCAAAGCCCCACGCGAGCUACGUUUGCACGAGGCGUUCAAGCACCGGGGAGAGAAGCUGUUUGUCUGUGAGGAGUGCGGACACAGAGCCUCAAGUCGCAACGGCUUGCAGAUGCACAUCAAGGCCAAGCACAGGAACGAGCGCCCCUAUGUUUGUGAGUUCUGCCAUCACGCCUUCACACAGAAAGCCAACCUCAACAUGCACCUGCGCACGCACACCGGUGAGAAGCCCUUCCAGUGCCACCUCUGCGGCAAGACCUUCAGGACACAAGUGUAGCCUGCGCCUGUGCCUGGAUGGGGACACCCAGUGGACUGCUGACCUCCAGCUCUCUCUUCCCCUGCUCACGGCAGCAAGCCUGGACAAGCACAACCGGACCCACACAGGGGAGCGCCCCUUUAGCUGUGAGUUCUGCGACCAGAGGUUCACGGAGAAGGGGCCCCUCCUGAGGCACAUCGCCAGCCGGCACCAGGAGGGGAGGCCCCACUUCUGCCAGAUCUGUGGGAAAACGUUCAAAGCGAUUGAGCAGCUGCGUGUCCACGUCCGCAGGCACAAGGGAGUGAGGAAGUUCGAGUGCACCGAGUGCGGCUACAAGUUCACGCGGCAGGCUCACUUGAGGCGCCACAUGGAGAUUCACGACCGCGUGGAGAACUACAACCCCCGGCAGCGGAAGCUGCGAAACCUGAUCAUCGAGGACGAGAAGGCGGUGGUGGUGGCCCUGCAGCCGCCCCAGGAGCUGGAGGUGGGCUCAGCCGAGGUCAUUGUGGAGUCCCUGUCCCACGGCUCCCUGCCUGAGGAGAUCCCUGUGCAGAGACUCUGUUCAAACGAGAACUUCUCUACGGCGGAUGUGAUAGAGCAGUCACUAAUAAUAACAACAGCAAUUCCUGAUGACUGUGAAACAUAGCGCGACUGCACGCAUCCUUCCUACCAAACACAAUAAAGUGUUAGGCUGGAGUGACUCUGCUACACUUGUUCUUUUCAGCCUCCAGGGGCUUCAAGUCGUACAUCCAGCCCCUCUCCCUCCUCCUGUUUAAAGAUCCUACCCCCAGGUCGCAGGGAAGGUUUCUAAUGAAGUGAUAAUUGGGUAUCAAAUUAAGAAGUAUGAAGCUACUCGGAACGACUACUUAAAUGUACAUAUAUUGUAUGAGAUGGGAUGUGAUUGACAACUCCAUACGUGUAAUACUGUGAAUUGCUUUUUAAGGAGCUCUCAUUCGUGACCAGAAGGGAUAGCUGGCUCACCUCCCAUUUCUACAGUGCUAGCUCUUACCUUGCUCCAUUAGUUCUACGUUUGAGUCUGAAUGCUCAUGAUUAAAGUUUACCUUCCGCAAGAGUGUGUGACUGCCCCUUUCCUUAAAUGUGUGCUGAAAGGACUGUGUCCUCAAUUAAAUUUGUGCCUUAUUUCUACUUGGUUCUGUCAAGCUUCUGCUACUUAUUACUGUUUCUUUACUACAUUAAAGGCAUGGUGUGAUCUUGUAUCUUCUCACCAUUCAGCUAAUUUAGCUGUUACUCAGCUUGAAACAGUAGGAUUAGCUCAAGGAAGUGGGUGAUUCUCUAAGCUCCCGUUUUUAGAUGUGGGGAUUUAUACUUGUAAGUAAUAAUUUUCUGAAAUAACACAAUCCAGGGUUGCUGUCACAUUGAAAGCCAUUUCCCGAGUAUUCCUGCGGGGUGGCAGUGGAAUAUUGUACUUGAAACUGAGCACACACAAAGAUUCAUGUCCCACCCACCCCGAGUCCCCUUUCCCUUUUCUACUCACCCAGCAGGCAGCUCUCCCGUUUAAAUGCACCUCAGGCCUAGAAUGAGAAACAUCUCAGCAAAAACUUGUCCUAGUAAUUUUUCUAUUGAAAAACAUAGAGAUUUAUGUAACGUUUUAUUUAACUUGACUGUUGCAAGUAAAUUUAAAAACAAAUUAUGAGAAUAAAAAUACAUUAUCUGUAAAUGUAAAAUGCCUUUGUUUCAAAGGAUGGUAUUUAAACAGUACUCAAAGAUUUGGACACAAUGGAUUUUACAAAAAAUAAAUACGAAUCCAUAAUUGUUUAGCUGGUUUGGUAAUUUCAGGGUGGCAGGUCCAGCAGUGAGCACUACAGUAUGAGAUAUAGUGUACGUACUAGUUAUAGUUCAGCAUAAAUACUUCAGUCUGCAACACAAGUUCAGCCGUACAGCGCACACGGGCAGCUCGGGGUCUUCACACUUGCGCAGGUCUCUCGAGCAUCACCACGUCGCAGCCGCCGCUUUUUCUCCCCACACACGAAGUGCUGUGCGGACAGGUGGCUUUGGUGUGCUGGCUCAGCACAGCGGGACGCGGCGAUUCUCCCGGAAACGGAGGGUGGGCCCUGAGCUGCUGGCUCCCGUGUGUCCCGCUGUCUGGCUCCUCCACCCAACAGGGACCGCCAAAGCACAGCCCUCGCCCCAGCCCCACUGUGCCACGAGGAGGAAAGCUCCACCAGCGGCUCGUGCAACCGCACUUCCCUGCGCCUUAAGACAAAACCAGCAAGGAGAGCCUGCUGCGCCCGGGGGACCCCUGCUGCUCCCGCCUCGCCAUGGAUCCUCUGCCGCGGGCGGCAGUUUCAAGGCACUGUCAAAGUUUCAGACUUUGAGCAAAGCCCAAGCUUCAUAAACAGCUUUCUCAAGUUUCACAGCUAAGUAGCUUAGCAUAAAAUAGUAUUCAAGGCAAAACAGAUUUUUAAAGCUGUGAACGUGUUGACUUUAGAGAGAUAGGGUUCUGAUGCACUCAACGGCAAGCCAGAAGGCAUGCAACCCAAGCAGACGGGCUUUCCUUUUUUUUUUUUUUUUUUUCCUAUUGGUUAAAAACCAAAGGCAGAAAAAAGAGCAAAUCUAGCCACCAUUUCAGCCACUAUUACACUACAAUUUCCUGGAAGUAGUGCCCAUUUUCAGAUGAGCCAUACUGCAAUCUUAACUGUUUUCUUUUUCAAGAAACAUUCCACAAGUAAACUGCAAGCAGCUUCUCUUCAGCUGAAGGUAUAUUGAGGAAAUACAAUUCACGCUACCUAGGUCACUUGAGCAAGUACAAAGGCAAAUCUUACACGUGCCACACACACACACACAAAGAAAACCCUAAAAUAACUAACUUUCAAUCCACAACACUCUUGCUAACUCCUACACCUUCGCCAAAUGACCUCAGCAGCAUUUUCCAAUUACUCAGAUUCCAAGAGCUUCUGCAAAGUGAAGAUGAGACAGGCACGAGAACUCUCCGAGGGUUCAGCAGGUUGCCUCACACCAGCUAAUGCAUUUCUGCACCAUGGUGUCUAAACACCACCAGCUUUUCUUCUACAAGUCUGUGGCAAAUCUUCUAGGGAAGUUGUGCUUACCUUUCCAGGCAAUCUUUUUUUUUCUUUCUUCUAAAAUAGCAGAAUUCCAACCUAGCUUUUUUACAGCAGUGAAGGAAUAAGAACUUGCCCUCGAUACACAGGGCCUACCUGCCCGACACAGCACGUGCUGAUAGCCUGCUACAGAAGAAUUGACAGUAAAUUCUGUUAGUCACGAGAACUAGUCACAGAACAAGCCACACAGACAUUUUCUGCUAUGUUCAGCCCCAAGCUGGGCAACCCCGUAGGAACAAAUUCUGUCAAAAUAGUAAAGGAGAAGGAAGGCUCCUCCCUGAGGGCCUCUGGCACGAGCCACGAGCCCUAGAAGUCACUCCACAAGCCAGCUGAGGGGGAUUCUCUUUUCCCUUUCCCUUUAAAGAACAGUGCAGUUUGGGUGACCAGAAAUGAAGGCACCCUAGUUGUAACAAUACGAUUAAAAGAUAAAUAAAGGUGUUCCGAGAAAAAAAAA